This is a messenger RNA of Argiope bruennichi, 2951 nucleotides long. RefSeq names its product protein LMBR1L-like (gene lili). The record is from RefSeq and is a predicted model, not a curated record. Gene Ontology annotation, biological process: signal transduction. The transcript has 21 exons. Gene Ontology annotation, molecular function: transmembrane signaling receptor activity. Bases 142 to 2178 code for a protein of 678 amino acids. NCBI's taxonomy places the organism in Eukaryota, Metazoa, Arthropoda, Arachnida, Araneae, Araneidae.
ACUUGACAGUCGGAAUCGAAAGUGAGGCAGUUUACCUUACCUCUGACUAAACAAACGUGCGUUUUUAAGUCCGAUUUCUGAUGAUAUUGGAACCAUUCCUAUUUUACGGAGUUGGUAUUAGAAAAUUAUUUGAAUUCUAAAAUGGAAUUAGAUGAAGAUCCCGAAGAUUGGAAGAAGUUUUACGAUAAAACUAGAGAAUACGUGGUGUUUCUCCUACUUUUCAUCACCUUGUAUUUUACAUCUUACUGCUUGAUUGUAAUUUUUAAGAAGAAAAAUAAUGGUCUUUAUGCGGGAACAUAUGAAGAUGCAGUUGCAUAUAGAAUAUCACUGUGGGUCUGUACCUUCUCCUUAGGUGUUUCUAUUGGAGCUGCUUUACUCCUUCCCAUGUCUAUAAUUAGUAAUGAAGUUCUCUUGGCGUAUCCAAAUAGUUAUUAUGUUCAGUGGCUGAAUACCUCAUUGAUUCAAGGCAUGUGGAAUCUUGUGUUUCUCUUCUCAAACUUGGCCCUCUUUCUUUUUCUUCCGUUUUCUCACUUUUUUAUUGAAUCGGAAGGUUUUCCUGGAUCAUCAAAAGGUGUCAUGGCAAGAGUUUAUGAAGCCACCCUUGUCCUAGUUUUGGUUGGAGUUUUAAUAAUGGGAAUAAUAUAUAUUUUGUCGGAAUUAUUAGACGAUGGCCAUUAUAGCAUUACUUCUAUUUUUAAUGUUUCAAACUAUUAUUUACCAUUCCUAUAUUCAUGUGUUUCUUUCCUUGGUGUUCUGAUGUUGCUCAUUUGCACUCCAGUUGGAUUUGCCCAUCUGUUUACAGUCACAGGAAAACUUCUGACAAAGCUAAAGACACCACCAAGACAUCACAUGGGAGAGGGUGAUCUCCCGUAUUUGGAGAAUGAGAUGACAGAAUAUGAUAUCAUGCAGACGCCACGAAGGCAUCAAAUGGGAGAGGUAGGUGAUCAUCCAAAUUUGAAGAAUGAGAUGUCAAAAGGUGAUAUGCAGUUAGGCUCUUCGACAUCACAAAGGCAUCAUAUGGGAGAGGGUGAUCAUCCAAAUUUGCAGAAUGAGAUGUCAAAUUGUGAUACAUUUCAGUUAGGCUCUUCGACAUCACAAAGGCGUCAUAUGGGAGAGGGUGAUCAUCCAAGUUUGGAAAAUGAGAUGGCAAAAGGCGAUACAUUUCAAUUAGGCACUUCGACAUCACAAAGUCGUCAUAUUGGAGAGGGUGAUCAUCCAAAUUUGGAGAAUGAGAUGUCAAAAGGUGAUACAUUUCAGUUAGGCUCUUCGGCAUCACGAAGGCGUCAGAUGGGAGAGGGUGAUCAUCCAAAUUUGGAGAAUGAGAUGUCAAAAGGUGAUACAUUGCAGUUAGGUUCUUCGACACCAAGGCAUCACAUGGGACAGGGUGAUUGCCCAAGUAUGGGGAAUGAGCUAUCAGAAGAUAGUGUUAUACAGUUAGGCCCUUCGUUUGCAGAUUCCCCUGCCUGUUCUUUGAUGCAUAGACGGAAAAGAUACCGAACUAUACCGUUUGAAGAAUAUGCAGAUAAUAUGGCUACAUAUUUGAAUGAGGAAGGCCUAGAUCGUAUGGUAGAAUAUUUACAAGUCAAAGAGAGUAAAGUGAGACAGACUGCUUUUAAAAGAAAUUGUCUUUAUCCAAUGAUGAUGAUAUUUCUUGUACUUCUAACAGUUAUGUCUGUAUUAAUGGUUACACAGAAUACACUAGAAUUAUGUUUUGGAAUCAAAGCUUUACCUAUAUACUCUCAGAAUAUUUCUUUGGGAAUUAAUUCUUUGUCUACACUGGGACCUAUUGGAGCAGCUCUAGAAAUAGUUCUUAUUUUAUACCUUUGGUGUACGUCUAUUAUUGGCUUAUAUUCACUACCUCUGUUUUGUUAUCUGAAACCAAAAGUCCAAAACACAUCUAUGACUCAAGUUAUUGGGAACUGUGCUAUAUUGCUUAUUUUAAGUUCUGCACUGCCUGUUUUAGCUCGCAGUUUAGGCAUUACGAAUUUCGAUCUUCUUGGCGAUUUCGGACGAAUAAAUUGGUUGGGAAACUUUUAUAUUGUGUUAUUUCAUAAUAUUGUGUUCGCAGUAACCACUGCAGUAUGCUUAGGAACCAAAAUUACUGCUACUGUUCGUAAUGAACUGUACCUUAGAAUAUGCAAUUUUCAUCGCUAUUCCAUGUUUUAUGUUUUCUUAUAAGUCAUACGGCAAUUGAUAUUCCUUAAAUCUGUCGGUUUAUAUGUUUAUAAACUAAACAUUUCUCUUAUGAUUACCAAUGCAAUUCAUUGUACCUAUUUUAAGGAAAACUGUGAUAAAAUUCAUCUGAAAGAACUUAUUUAACAAAUGUCAUUUGACUGUUUUGUCGGAUCUGUAAACUUGUCUCAUUAUGUUGGAAAGUGUCAGUAAUUGUUAUUUUUCGUAAUAUCUUAAAAGUGAGCAUGCUAAAUUGGUUUAAAUGAGUUUUGAAGUUUUCAAAUGUGUAAACAUCUGUUUUAUUUAUUUGCCAUUCAUUCGUGCUUGUAAUAUGUAUCAUGCUUUUCCUAUUGUGUGUCUUAAAAGUUGUUUUUAAUAAGGAUCUACACUCAUUUUUAAAAACCAAUGUGUGUGUUUAUUAUUUUUAUUUAUACAAUACCACUUUAAUGUUCCUAUUAAAAAAAAGUCAGUUUCUAAUUAGAAGAAUGAAGGGUUUUUUUUCUGUUUUAAUAUUCUAGUCAAUUCGUAUAAUAUCAUUCCAAGUUAAUUUUUAAAUUCUGAACGUUUUUCAGACUUAUUUAUUUUCUUCCUCAUUUUAAACUUAAAAAUUCCAAUUUAGUUUUAGAGAAAAAUUACAUGUUUUAAAUCAUAAUGGCCCUUAUUUUCUUUAGUGUAUUAUUUGGAAUUUUCAAGGUGUACUUGGAUAAGUUAUGACUUUUGCUUUAACGUUUUUGACCUUUUAUUUUUAAAUAAUGCCCUUUAAAUAUCUGUCAAGUUAA